Molecule: messenger RNA, 1743 nt
Organism: Fibroporia radiculosa
Lineage: Eukaryota; Fungi; Basidiomycota; Agaricomycetes; Polyporales; Fibroporiaceae
Exons: 9
Coding region: 1-1743 (580 amino acids)
Biological process (GO): carbohydrate metabolic process
Molecular function (GO): kinase activity; phosphotransferase activity, alcohol group as acceptor
Source: RefSeq, a predicted model, not a curated record
AUGCCCGCAGAAACUUACUACAUCGGCGUCGACGUCGGGACAGGCUCUGUCCGUGCCGGCCUCGUCAAGCACGACGGCACCCUUGUCGCAUCCUCCACCGAAACCACAAUCACCUACCGCGAUCACAAUGAUCAUCGCAUUUUCGAGCAAUCUACCAACAAUAUUUGGGAUGGCAUGUGCAAAACCAUAAGAGCAGUUCUUUCAGAGGCCAAAGUUGCACCGUCCGAUGUCAAGGGUCUCAGUUUCGACGCGACCUGCUCCCUCGCCGUCAGCGACAUGAAUGGAGACCCCGUCGUCGUCACCAAGGGCGACAAGAUGGGCGAGAUCGGAGACCGCAAUGUCAUCCUCUGGGCUGACCACAGAGCUGAAAAGGAGGCCGAACUCAUCAACAGUACAGGAUCGGUCGUCCUAGAUUAUGUCGGCGGUACCAUGAGCCUCGAGAUGGAAAUACCCAAAACUCUCUGGCUGAAGAAGCACAUGAAACCCGAGCGCUUUGCCCGCUGCCAAUUUUUUGACCUUCCUGACUUCUUGACCUACCGCGCGACGGGGGACAACUCGCGUUCUUGCUGCUCCAUCACCUGCAAGUGCUCCUACGUUCCUACUAAAUCGGGCUGGCAGGCGGAGUUCUUCCAGAAGAUCGGUCUCAGCGAGUUUGUCCACAAUGGCUACAAACAGCUAGGGGCCGCUGAACAGCAAGUUCUCACUGCUGGAUUGCCAGUUGGCAAGGGCCUGUCGAAAAAGGCUGCGGAAGAGCUUGGUCUCCUGGAGGGCACCCCCGUCGGAAGCGCCGUUAUCGAUGCCUACGCUGGAUGGCUAGGUACAGUAGCUGCUCGGUACAGAGAGAAUGGGAAGCUGGUUGAGACAGUCCCCUCCAUUGACGAGUCACGACAUCGUCUAGCUGCCUGUGCAGGGACCAGCACAUGUCACAUUGUGCAGAGCCGCAAAGGUGUAUUUGUGAAUGGUGUUUGGGGCCCGUAUCAAGGCGCUAUAUUCCCCGGCUGGUGGAUGAACGAGGGUGGCCAAUCUUCCACAGGACAACUCAUCGAUUUCAUGAUCACAACACAUCCUGCAUAUUCCAAGCUGCAGCAACUCGCUGAGGAGCAAAAGACGAACAUCCAUGAUGUGCUGGAGACCGAGUUGAACAAAGCGUGCAAAGAGCACGGCGCGGCUAGUUGGACAGACCUCACCAAGGAAGUGCACUUCUACCCCGACCUGCACGGGAACCGUUCGCCCAUCGCCGACCCGCGCAUGCGGGGCAUGUUUACCGGUCUCGCACUCGACGCGACGCUCGGCGACCUCGCGCGCAAGUACAACCUCACGAUGGAGGCGAUCGCGCUGCAGACGCGGCACAUUGUCGACGAGAUGAACGCGCAGGGGCACGAGAUCACCGCGAUCUACAUGUCCGGCGGGCAGGCGAAGAACACUGCGCUCAUGCGCCUGUUCGCCAACACGUGCGGCAUGCCUGUUGUUCUCCCCGACAACAGCGGCGCUGCGGUCGUCCUCGGUGCGGCGAUGCUUGGGCGCGUCGCUGCGGAGGUGCAAAAGAGGGAGCACUUGAAUGAAGAGCAGGUCGGUGAAGCCCUGUGGGACAUCAUGGUGGAAAUGACGCCCCCCGGCACGAUGGUCUCACCUUCUGCCAGCCCAGCAGAGAAGAAACUGCUCGAGGCAAAAUACAAGAUCUUCAGAGAGUCCAUCGAUAUUCAGAAGCGAUGGCGAAAGCAGAUGGAGGAAGCCUCUCUGUGA